Messenger RNA from Macrobrachium nipponense, 2999 nucleotides. RefSeq names its product transcription and mRNA export factor ENY2-like. Gene Ontology annotation, cellular component: nuclear pore; SAGA complex; DUBm complex. Gene Ontology annotation, molecular function: chromatin binding; transcription coactivator activity. The transcript is spliced from 3 exons. NCBI's taxonomy places the organism in Eukaryota, Metazoa, Arthropoda, Malacostraca, Decapoda, Palaemonidae. The record is from RefSeq and is a predicted model, not a curated record. Gene Ontology annotation, biological process: poly(A)+ mRNA export from nucleus; positive regulation of DNA-templated transcription; regulation of transcription by RNA polymerase II. Bases 309 to 599 code for a protein of 96 amino acids.
AGAGAUCUCACUCCACAGACACAGUUGCGGGCACACCUACACUAUUUAUAAUCCUUUGUUUACUUUGCUAAUUUUUCACUUAACCUUUAUGCUACUUCAAAAUAUUUAUUUUAAUUCGCUUUCUGCAACGAUUGACGCACAUUUUACCCCAAUUCAACCCUCUCUAUAUACUACUACACAUCUAUGACCUUCGAUGUCGUCAUAACUACGAAAGUAAACAAAGAAACUCUAUAGAAGCAAGCCACCGACUCUGUCAACUCCACCAUUCCGCUGUUUUUUUUACUCUAGUACUUUAUAAAUAAGCAAAUAUGACAGACAGAAGCACCGAAAUCAAGAAUUCGUUGAAUCAGAAGCUCAUAGAGACAGGGGAAAAGGAACGCCUCAAAGACAUGCUGAGGCAAAGGCUGACUGAAUGCGGUUGGAGAGACGAACUUAAGGAACACGCAAAAGAUAUUGUGCGACAAAGAGGGUUGAAACAAAUUACUGUUGAUGACCUAGUGAAAGAAAUAACUCCACAAGGAAGAGAUUUGGUCCCAGACACAGUAAAACGUGAACUUCUGGCAGAGAUCAAGAAAUUUUUGGCAUCACAAGCUCAGUAAUUAUUGGAUGCUUGACUUAUUGUAAUUCAGUGUAAUUUAUUGCCUUUUUGUAGUUUAUAAUGAUAUCCAGAUACAUCCUUCAUAUACAGUAUUCUCCAUUCAUUGUAUUGUUAGGUUUUAUAGUUUGAAUCAUCAUUACCUUUGGUUUAACUAUGAAGGGUAAACUUUGAUAAGAAACUUUUGCCUCAGUUAAAAGUAUAAGUUAGUACAGAAUAGCAGGGAUGUAAUUGUCAUCGUAUUUGGGAAUUGGGUGAAUGAAGUUUUUCAUAUACCUGCUCUAAAUUAGUGACCAAAUUUAUUUUUAGGUGAUUUUUUUUUAGUCAUUACUCAUGUACUUGACUUGUGUUCAGAAUACUUGACACAUUUGUUUAUGAUCGAUCAAGUACAUUUGUGCCUUGCAUUUGUAUAAGACACUGGAUUUGAUAGCUGCUAAGUACAUUUCUUUAAUGGAUCAGUGAGUUUUACCUUUUUUAGAGCACUCUUGCAGCCAUCUAAAAGUAAUCUCAGGACAGUGUAAGAGCUUAUAUGCCCAAACGAUAUACUAUAAGUGUUCAGCUCUUGACUUUUUAACUGUUCAGUAAAGAGAAUAAGUUCAGUAAUAUGCAAUAUCUUUCUGUAUUUAUCUGAAAUUCAGCAUAAAGAAGGAAUUUCAGCUCCUGUACAGAAAAUCCUACCACAGAGGUUGUUGAGAGACAAGACAAUUUUUUUAAAGAUGAUGUAGAAUGCAGAAAAAAAAAAUGAUUUCAUUAGGCACUGCAGAAAAAUAAUUAAAAAGCAAAAAAACACUUAAACUAUUAAAAUAAACUCAGAAUGUACGACAAAAUGUGCCAAGAAUAGGUUCAUAAUUUUUCAUGUAUGGUAUUUCUUAAUCAUGAAAAUGUUUAAUAGGAUUCUCUAGUGUUGACAAUUGUGGUAAGUCAGCAUUGUCAAGCCUUCAUAAUAUUUGUAUGACAUGACAAUGUAGGUCAUAUCACUUUUCAUAAAAUUGUAUUGUCUUAAUGGAAAACUUGACUAAAACUGUAUUUAGCAAUUCAUAUUUUCUCAAGUUUUUUGUUGCCAUGUGAGUAGCCUCCUGAUAGGAAUAGUUCUUUUUUUUAUUUCCAUUUCAUAUAAAAAUAAAACUAGGUCAUGGUUGUAUACAAAAAUAAUUAAGCUUCAACUUCUCCCGAAGCUUUGUAACCAGCUCCCAAAAAAUGCUUAGUUCAACACUUACCAUCACAAAAAGUCAGUGUGAAGCGUAGUUCUGGUGUAAGAUAUUAUUUAUUCAUUAGGAUUGCUCAAAUAAACUAUGAAACCUCAGUAGUUAUACUUGGGGAAGGAGGGCAAAAGACAUUUUGCUGCUCUAAUAUAGGUGGCUAGUACCUUUGUUGGUGAAUAGUACAUUAAAUUGCCGUCUGUUACAAAUUUUCUAAACACAGAUAUAAACAUUUGAUAAAGAUAACACACAGGCUGAACCACUAGCAUUUACCUAUUGAGACGAGAUGUUCAUUUUAUGCACACGUAGUAACUGGAACUUGCAUGCAACUGUAGUACAGGCAUUUGUACAUACACUUGGCCUCUGGUUUACAGUUGAGAUUUUUUUACCAGCAUUACUCCGUUACAAAAUUUUUUACAAUCUGAGAUUGACAUCAACAACUUUCUAUAUUGUGCUAGUUCAUGUAGUUUAACUUGGUGGUAUGCCAGGGAGGACAUACAAAGAACAGGUUUUGUUCAUUUGCUUCACUUAAUGAGAGUCCCACUUCAGUAGAGAGAAAACAGAUACCAGUGGAUUUGCGAUUGCUUUAAUCAUUGUUAAACAUGGAACAUUUGUUGCUCUCGGUUUGAGAGAAAAAUUUUUUUCCUUUUGUAAUUCUUAAAGAUAAUUCAGUAUUAAAGGUAAUACAGUAUAAGUUACAAAUUUGGAUGCACUGCAGUUCUCAAGGGGUAAGUGUCACCAAUUUGAUCGACACAAAUCACUCUAACAUUUAAUCAGUAUAUCCAUUAUUUUAAUUUUAUUUGGUUUUCUUUUUCAUAUAACCAUUUUUCUCUCCAUUUAAAAUAUAUUAAGACUACUGCUGUGAGAUAACAAUUUCAACUCAAGUGCUGUAAUUUGUGCUAUAAAUAUGUAAAUAACCAAGAUUGCACACAAGUGAAUUUCUCUGUUGAAUUUGACUUAUGAUUAUUGCUUCACAUUUGUUAGCCACAAGUAUCAAGGGAAUGGUCCCUGCAUACCAUCUUAUUUUAAUUGUAAUGUGUAUGUUAGUACUGUACUACAGUAAUAAGCUUUGAGCACUUCAUUUGUACUGUUUUGUCUUGAACUUUGACGACACCACUGUACCUGAACCAUCAAUAAGCAUGCAUUGUAAGUACUGUAUUUCAGUAUAAAGUUUUAUGAAUGACCAAAUAAGAAAGAGUAUCAUU